AUGGUUGCCUCUAUCCUUCAGAGCGCACUCUGGCUGGGCGGCUUCGUCUCGACCGUCAUGUCGCAUGGCAUGGUCACCAAGUGGACUGCAGACGGGAAAUCUCAGCAAGGAUUCAUCCUUGACUACUACUAUGCCAAAGUAAACGGACAGCCAGUGCCGGACAUUGCUUCAUGGUACACCGAGAACCUGGACAGCGGCUUCGUUGCUCCAGAUGCCUAUCAGAGCUCGGAUAUCAACUGCCACAAGAACGCCAGCCCCGGCACCCUCUACGCCACUGUUGCUGCUGGUGGCACGUUGACAUUCACCUGGGCACCGGCUCCGUGGGUUCACCCGUACGGGCCAAUCCUCACCUAUGUAGCCAAGUGCAGCGGAGAGUGCACAUCGGUUGACAAAUCCACCCUGAAAUGGGUUAAGAUUGAAGAAUCUGGAAUCAACUACUCUACCCAGAAAUGGGCAUCCCAGGUCCUGAUUGACAACGGCAGCGUCUGGACCACCAAGGUUCCAGCAUCGCUCGCGCCUGGAAACUAUGUGUUCAGGCACGAGAUCAUUGCUCUUCACGGCGCCGGUUCGCUGAACGGGGCACAGAACUACCCGCAGUGUUUCAACGUCAAGGUCACUGGCUCGGGAACAAAGAACCCAAGCGGCGUCGCCGGCACUGCGCUGUACAAAUCAACGGAUCCCGGGAUUUACCUGAACCCCUACACGACCAUUACCAGCUACGCAAUGCCCGGCCCAACCCUGUGGACUGGCUGA
This is a messenger RNA of Clonostachys rhizophaga, 753 nucleotides long. Lineage: Eukaryota; Fungi; Ascomycota; Sordariomycetes; Hypocreales; Bionectriaceae. The record is from the annotation of a GenBank genome assembly.